UCAAUUGCGACUGCGACUGCGAACUGCGAACUGUGAAACAAACUGUGUGCUGUGUCUCUGUAUUUCGUUUUGUGACGCGGCCAACGAAAUCCCGACAAACGGAUCCAGAAUAAAACACACACACACACACACACAUAUGAACAUACAUGCACAGAGAGCGAGAGCGAGAAGUCCAAGGUUUGAAACAACAACAAGAACAACAACUAGUGUAAAGCAGAAGAAGACGACGACGCGGAGAACAACAACUAUAAACGUAAUCAAAGCAACAAAGAAGCGCACAACAAAGUCUCCAAUCACGAGAGACAACAUUGCUAAAGAACCAGAGAGGAACGCAGACAGAGAGAGACAGAGAGAGAGAGAGAGUCCGAUCGAGAGCGAGGCAGCUUGGUCAAUACAAAAAAUUACGCAUACGCCGUGUGAAGCGCAAUCGCAGCCAAAAAGAAAUAAACACAAAACAAAGCCACAACAACAACAACAACAACAACAAAGAAGAAGAAGAAGAAGAAGCAACAAUAUUUUUGUUAAGAUUAAUAAUACAAUUAACCGAUCGCCGCUGACUGACUCAGCCCCUUGAAGACCUUCCCCUCAAAGCCUCGCCCCCCAAAGUGAACGGAUCAGCAACGGACUCUCUUUCUUCAAUGUUGUUGGCCUCCCCUCCCGAAAUUAAUCAUCGCUGACAAUCGCAGAUAGUUUCGGCGCCGCCAAUUGCCGAGAUUCUCUCCACACACAAAAAAACACCCGCUGAUAAUCAUCGACUAGGCGAAGCACAGCCUCAUCGCCACCGUGCAAUCGGCAUUGGUGGUAACAAUUUCAAACUGCAUCCGGCUAGAAACUCAGCUUCAAGACGUCUUGCAAACGGUUGAAAAUGGAAAAGACUCCCCGGUAUACGCAGCGGGAGCGCAACAUGGUGCUCACAUAUGCAGCACAGCACAAGGAUGUGAUUGAGAAUAAGCGCACGGACGCCGAAUCCAAUCGCAAAAAGGACGAAGUGUGGCUGCAGAUAGCCAAGGACUUCAAUGGCAAGGUCUAUCAUCAGCGCAGCGCCAAACAGUUGCGACAGCUCUACAAGAACAUGAAGCUCCUCCUCAAGAAGGAUCUGUGCGGCGAGGAUAAGGGCAAUCGCUCCUUCUUGGAUCUGCUCAACACACUCUCACAACAGGAGUCGGUGGCCCAAUACAUUGCCGAGCAAAUGUCACCGGAUGGCGCCGGCAGUCAAGCGACUGGCAAUGGUCGCCAUUUGGCCGAUGACUACGAGGACUCAAAGCUUCCACUGUACGAGGGCAUGGACACGGAUGUCAUACUGAUCAAAUCGGAGACGAUUAGCGACAAUGAGCAGACUGAGAACGGCAUGGACUGCAUGGACGAUGACGAUGACGACGACUGCCCCAGCCCCAAGGCGCCGGAAGUGUGCCUCGAGGAGGAGGACGGGGUGCUUUUUCCCACAGAUCGCAGCCACUUGCAGCAGCAUAGCGGCGGCGGUUCGAUAGCCAGCAAUCAAGUGAAUGGCAACGGCAACAACAUCGGUGGCAGCAACAUUGACGCCUUGCCACGUGCACCCAGCUCACCGGUGUGCAGCACCAAGACGUCGAUCUCAUCGACGGGCAGUUAUAUGUCCGCUGGGCAGACGCCCAAGGCUGAGAUAACGCUGACCAGCAUGGGCAACAUUCGUGUGGGGGCGUUUGCCAGCAUCAAUAAUACGCUGCACAAUGGCAACAGCAACAGCAACAGUAGCAGCCACAACAACAACAACAAUAACAACAAUAACAAUAUCAACAGCAGCAGUAACAAGAACAACAACAAUAGCAACAAUGGCAACAAUGUGGUUGCUGCCGCCGGAGGUGGCAACAGCUUGCAACUGACUGCGGAGCAGAUGCAACAGCAUCUGCUGCUCAAUGGCCUGGGAUUGUCGGCGGUGCAGCAUCCGCCGGCGGGGCAAUCGCUGCAGGCGGCCAUCAAUGCGGCCACAAGCGGCGUGGGCAGCGGGCGGCAGACGCAGACGUUGCAAUUGCCGCGGUUGCAGCGGGGACACAAUGCGGCAGCAAGUGCUGCGGCAGCCACAAACGGUGGCAACAGCAAUGCAACCGGUGUGCAGUUGCUGUUGAAUGGCCAUCAGACGAGUCGUGACAAAUCGCAACAGCAACAACAGCUGCAUCAGCAACAGUUGCAGCAGCAGCAGCAGCAGCAACAGUUGCAUCCCAGCGGCAGCAUCACGUUGGCUGCGGGCAGCUUUAAUGGCUACAAUGGUCUCAGUGUCAUCAACUGUGGCCCCAUCAGCAGCGGCAGCAACAACAGCCACAACAACAGUGCCAGCAGCAGCGGCAGCAACAACAACAACAACAACCACAACAACAGCAGCGGCAAUCUGCAAACGAGCAGCCAAAACAAUCACAAUCACAACAACAACCACAACAACAACAUCAGCGGCAGCCACAACACAAGCGGCGGCAGCAACAGCGGCACACGUGGCCAACACAAUGAGUACAUGAUGACGCUGGCCGUCGAGGAGCGUAAGCUGAAGAUUGAGCUGCUGAAUGCGCAGAUCAAGUAUUGGGAGACGUUGACCAAGAAGCUCGACUCCCAGUCCGGUCACUAUCCAAAUCCGGCGUGUCCUUGCCACUUCCCGGGCACCGGUGUCAUCGGAGGCGUGCCAGCAGCGGGCAGCGCUGCCGUCGCUGUCGCUGCCAAUGCGUUGCAAACGCAGUCGAGCAGCAGCUAGUC
Molecule: messenger RNA, 2718 nt
Organism: Drosophila nasuta
Lineage: Eukaryota; Metazoa; Arthropoda; Insecta; Diptera; Drosophilidae
Exons: 4
Coding region: 866-2716 (616 amino acids)
Source: RefSeq, a predicted model, not a curated record